Molecule: messenger RNA, 459 nt
Organism: Kuraishia capsulata CBS 1993
Lineage: Eukaryota; Fungi; Ascomycota; Pichiomycetes; Pichiales; Pichiaceae
Exons: 1
Coding region: 1-459 (152 amino acids)
Biological process (GO): proteasome-mediated ubiquitin-dependent protein catabolic process; protein catabolic process in the vacuole; protein targeting to vacuole
Cellular component (GO): GID complex; extrinsic component of membrane
Source: RefSeq, a predicted model, not a curated record
AUGUGCGGGUUUCUGACGAUCCAUGGACUGACUGAACUUCAUCCUGAGAUCACGACUUUCUUCAAAGGCGAGAUCGUGGGUCCAAAGUUCUCCUUCUUUACUGACAGAGAUUCGUGGGGCUCAAAUUAUAGGAAUGAUCUCCAGCAUUGGGGUCGGUUUCCAAGCUUUCGAAAGCUCGAUUUCAACACCGAGAACGAUUCGGCAAAUGAGGAGAUCUACAGAAACUACCUCAAUAGCGAGUACCUGUAUAUGAGAUGGAAGGAGGUGUUCCUGGUACCAGAUGCGAGUGUCAAGGACAUUAGAGGUGCAUCUUUUGCUGGUUUUUACUACGUUUGUUUCAACCAGUUGACUGGCUCUGUGAGUGGAUUGUACUUCCAUAAGUGCUCUGUCAAGUUCCAGCAAUUGGAACUGUGUCAUGUGCCUGACGGUGGGUGUUCUGCGAGCUAUGAGUAUCAGUAA